AUGUCAACGACGACCGGGCCUUCUAGCACACAAUUGCCCACACUACCGCGUCCAUACAGCUACAUAGAGACAUCUGCAUCACACAAAGCGGACUCUUCUCAUGCUACCGCCCGUAAUACUGUCACAGGGGAGAUUCUACUCUGCCAAUUUUCCCGAGGCCCUCAGCUGGAUGAGGCAGGUCGUUGGCUUUUACAACUUGAUGCGCAGUACAUUUGUAUGCUGCAGCAUGCCAAUCUUCUGUCCUAUCGCUCCAUAUACUACGAUCCUCCUUUGAGCACUUUGACCAUUUUGACAGAGAUCCCUGGCCAAAGCCUGUUAUCUUUUUGCACUGAGCAUUAUGCUACCGCGGGGAUCCUUCCGCCCGAGUGUAUCCUGUGGCGCAUCAUAGCCCAGACCCUUUCGGUCUACCAUUACUUGCAGACCCAAGAGCUCUCCCUCUGCGCCUCUGAGGCCGCCCAAUACCAUUAUUAUAUUAUUCCAACUAUGACAAACACAUAUGUGUCUGACAGCUCGUCAUCUUUUUCUAUCAAAUUGUCAUUCGUGGGCGCGACUCACAGUGGGCUAGACUAUAGCAUUACUCAACCGGAGGACCUAUUGUUCAGGCAGUACAGGCUGGCUGAUGCCGAAAGCUUCUCUUUCACCCGCAGGACGAACGUGAUUCUUAGCUUAAAGGCAUUGGGCCUGCUUCUAUAUAAUUUCAUCUCGUUUGGAGCUUCCCACCAACUAUCUACAGACCCUCUGUCUCAAGAGAAGAUAGAGGACAUAUUAGACUCUGAACAAUUUAGAAGCUACUCCCCGGAGUUCCGCAAGAUUUUUUCACUCUUUGUGUCUCCAGGAAUAUACAUUCAGGAGAAUGCUAUAGAUAUCACCCAUAGUGACAUAGAUCUUCUUUCAUUUUUAUCUCAUCCUAUGAUUCUAUCUGCAUUAAUAAAAUUUGACAAUAUCAAUCUACAAUUAAGGUUGCAAUCCGUUAAAAAAUUAUAUUCAAAAAUUAAAGCUGGGGCCCGAAAAUGGCUGGCUAGGAAGGGCUUGCUUGUUAGGGGAGUCCUUGAAGACUCGGUGGUAGCAGGAGAGUCACGGACUAAGGGCGAUAGCAACUCAAAGCAGCGAAAGGAAAAGCACCAUAAGAUGAAGGUAAGCUUUCAUACUGACCUUUCUGUGCAGAAUUAUGACAAGAACAGUUGCAUUGACCCCAGUGUAGCGUUGGCCAUACUAGAUAAUCCUGCUCCACUCGCAACUGACUUUGCUUUGUCUGCAAACAUUACUUCAAAUGAUAACAUAACUGAGAACAGGGCACCACAACCCCUAACUUCUGAUAUGAGCUCUGCCUCAUCAGGCUAUUUUAUCAUUUCAAAGAAGUGUGACUGGAACCAUUGCAUCCGUGAGCUAAGAAAGGGGCGAAUAAGGCCAUAUAGGUAUACUCGCAUAUUUAUUAAUCAUGAGCCAAUGCUCAGUGAGUAUGACACCCUCAAUAAUAACGAUCUGAUGCCCGACACUUUAAUGGAAGAAACUAGUCUCUUUGUUAGCCCUUUGAUCCUAGCAGCUCUAGAAAACGAUGUAAAAGCAAUCUCAGAAUUUGCACCAAAAUAUGCAGGGUUGCGCUCUGAUCGGGACGGAAUGACGGCCCUCAUGUUGGCUGCCGAAGCAGGACACAUCGAGGCCACGCUUGAGUUGCGUAACUACGAGGCCUGCUUACGGAGCACUACCUUCGCCACUGCCAUGAUGCUAGCUGUUGCUGCGGACCAAACAGAAACAGCCAAGUGUCUUGUUGAAUAUGAGCACGGAUCCACUGACAAGACCUUGCAAACCGCGCUACGUAUUGCGGUUGAUCGCGAUAAUAUUGAUAUGGUGUUCCAUUUGGCUAAAUAUGAGAGCGAGAUAGGAGACCUGGACAAUUACACACCACUUAUGUGCGCCAUAGAGCAACGAAAGUAUGACAUUGCUAGGCUACUGGUUCCAUAUGCUAGUAGGUGCCAAACAACAGACAGACACAAAAAGACCGCUUUGCUCUUGGCGUUAGAGCAAGGUUACCUGGAUUUGGCAGAAUGCCUCAUACCCCUUGAGGCGUGUCUUCAGGAUGGCAAUGGAACUACUGCUCUAAUAGUCGCCAUUGAGCAAGGAUAUGUAGACAUUGCCGGUAGGCUUGUUUUGGAAGAGCAAGGACUAUGCGAUAAAAAGGGCAGAACGGCACUUAUGUACGCGGCAAAAAGAGGCUCACAUGGAUUGGUACACAAAUUAGUGGAUGCGGAAGCAAAGAGGCAAGACAUCAAAGGUUUCACAGCUCUUAUGGUGGCCGUGGCAAAAGAGCAUGUUGAGCUUGUUGACAUCCUAGCACGCCACGAGGCAGGCCUUGCCAACAAUGAAGGCCAGCGUGCUAUAGAUAUCGCUAUUCAUAAAAAUAACCAGGAGAUAAUCUCCAUUCUACUAGAGCAUGAAGGACAAUAUCUUUCUCAUGAAACUUUGCUAAAACUUCUCAAAACAUUUCAUAGUUCAGACAUCCCCAUCCUCCUUCGGCUCAGUACUCUCCUUCAGAAGCAUUCCGCCCGCUUCUCUCUCGUCUUGUACGCGUCAUCUCACAGCCUUAACGACCUAUGCAGUCACAUCCUUCACUACCCGCAGCUGGUUGCUCGUCACGACCAUCUUUAUCUUGUAACAUAUCUUCAACGUACAAACAAAGACACAGAGAAUGUCUGGAAGAGCUAUUUUAAGGCUGUGAACACAAAUCAGGCAUUCAGGAUUAAUCAUUUGAUAAUGAAUGCCCGUCUUAGGAAUAAGGAACUACACAGUUACAUAGACGAAAAGGCCAGUGGCGUCCUUCGCUUUAAGAUGUUCCUGGAAUACGUUAUUGUAGCCUCUGUGCAAAAGGAGUUCGAGCCGCUGGAGAAGUACUGCUCAAGCAUGGCAGUGUGCUCAAAGCGUAAAGGCUUUGAGCGGCAGAAGGUUCCCAUGCACGCUGUGGGAGACGUGUCCUUUAUUGAUUUGAUGGUCUCCUCAAACCCCAAUGGCAGUAUUCAGUCUCCAAUGGAAUUUCUCGCGCCUCGGCCUCCAGAACUCCGUCGUCCAGGGGAGUUUCCAGUCAAGAGCUUCUCUACUUCUCUAGCGAACAUUUUGAUAGACUUCUUAUUGGAAUAUGCAACCACCCCCGUCGAGAGUCUCCCUCAUCUCUGUGGAGUCUAUGACGCUGCAGCUAAUGACAUGGCAGUGCUUGUGGAGGAGCUGGAAGGGCACAACCUUUGCUGCUACUGUCAUGUACAGCCGAUGUCACUGAUUUACUGGCCUUGCAGGCACCUUUAUGCGUGCUGUGACUGCGCCAGAAGCAUUCAAAGACAGUGCUGCGAGAUCUGCAGAGGGAAGAUCGAGGGUGGAAUCCCACUACCGAUGCCGCACGACUAA
Molecule: messenger RNA, 3393 nt
Organism: Giardia duodenalis
Lineage: Eukaryota; Fornicata; Diplomonadida; Hexamitidae
Product: Ankyrin repeat protein 2
Exons: 1
Coding region: 1-3393 (1130 amino acids)
Molecular function (GO): protein binding
Source: RefSeq, a predicted model, not a curated record